Molecule: messenger RNA, 4771 nt
Organism: Ricinus communis (castor bean)
Lineage: Eukaryota; Viridiplantae; Streptophyta; Magnoliopsida; Malpighiales; Euphorbiaceae
Exons: 9
Coding region: 535-4284 (1249 amino acids)
Biological process (GO): protein phosphorylation; signal transduction
Cellular component (GO): cytoplasm
Molecular function (GO): ATP binding; protein kinase activity; protein binding
Source: RefSeq, a predicted model, not a curated record
CUGCUGCUAGCAAGCACAGUUGCAAAAGAUUUUUUAAAAAGGGCGAAAAAGAAAGCCAUUUUUCUUUUAUCAUGUUUUAUUCUUAAAAGAAAAAUCACAAUAGAAAAAGAGAGCGUGGCGAUAGGUAGAACGAACGCACAAAAGCAUAAAUAAAGAAUCAAAAUUAUUAAGGACGGGAGAGAGGGAAAUGAAAGAAAAUAAGCGCAACAAGAAAAAAUGAAAUCAUCUAAUUAUUGUUUGCGUAUGCACACAAUUUCUCCUUUAGAUACAGUAGUUUCUGCUGGUGGCUCACGCAAUCCUUCUUGAAUAAAUACAAUUUCUGCUACUUGCUUCAGGAUUGCUGAGCUGUUGGAGAUCUCUUUAAGGGCAACUAGACCUGGGAAAACGACCAAUGGUCCUUUCCUGUUUUAGUACUUUGCAUGUAAUUUUAUCUUUUCCGCAUCUCAUUUUAGUUGUGUCUAUGAUGGGUUAUCUGUACUCAUGAUUCAUGUAAUCUUCAUGGUGUUGGGAUUAAUCCCAAUCAGUCUGAGUUAAAUGGAGAAGAAUCCAAAAAAUAGUCCAAUGGAGCAAUCAGAUGUACAUAAAAAAGUUCAGUACAAUGCUAGGGAACCUGGAAGAGAGAGAUUCCAGCCUGCAUCUCACCCAAUUUUGCUGGAACCUGCAAGCAGCAGAAAUACUAAUAUGAGACUCCCUGAUCUAAAUGCGCCAGAAGUUAAACCUGUACUUAAUUACUCCAUACAGACAGGUGAAGAGUUUGCUCUUGAAUUUAUGCGAGAUCGAGUUAAUCAUAAGAAACCUCUCAUCCCAAAUUCUCUAGGCAAUCCCAAUCAUGGAACAAGUUUUAUGGAACUUAAAGGCGUUUUAGGAACUAGUCAUAUAGAGUCUGAAAAUGGUUCAGAUAUUUCAAUGCUCCAUUCAGUAGAGAAUGGUCCAAGAAAAGGCGAGAGAACUAAUUUAUCUUUGUACGAAGAAAAGAGCAACUAUGAAUUAGUUCAUUCAGUACCACAAACUUCAGCAGAGUAUGAAAGCCGAGAACUUUUACCCGGAUAUAGCUCCUCAAUAGCCUCUGGUAGCUCGUCUACAAAGAUCAAGGUUUUAUGCAGCUUUGGCGGUACAAUACUACCCCGUCCUAGUGAUGGAAAGCUCAGGUAUGUUGGUGGGGAUACACGUAUUAUACGUAUAUCGAGGGAUAUCUCUUGGCAGGAGCUUAAGCAGAAAACUUUCGCAAUUUGUAAUCAACCUCAUGUAAUAAAAUAUCAGCUUCCUGGAGAGGAUCUUGAUGCCUUGGUUUCUGUUUCAUGUGAUGAAGAUUUACGGAAUAUGAUGGAGGAAUGGAUUGAAGUUGAUGAUAGGGAAGGAUCACAAAAACUUAGAAUGUUUCUAUUCUCCAUGAGCGAUUUGGAGGAUGCUCAGUUUGGCCUGGGCAGCAUGGAGGGUGAUUCCGAGGUUCAAUAUGUAGUUGCUAUUAAUGGCAUGGAUAUGAGAUCCAGAAGAAACUCAAUCCUACAUGGUUUGGGAAGCUCUUCAGGAAAUAAUUUAAAUGAGCUAGAUGGAUUAAACAUUGACAGGGAGACAAGUCGGGCAGCAACAGCCUCUGUUGGGAUCAAUACUUCACCUUUGACUAGCACCUUUCAAUCUGCUCAACCAAUUCUUCAAAAUUCCUCCACUUCACAUGAAUCCCAUCCACAUUUUUAUCAUGGCCAGAUGAUGGACAAUAGGGAAACUCAGCAAUUCCUUGCAGACUGUCGUAAUGAUUCUUCUAAUUACUCCGCUCCCAAAGAAAUUCCUCAGUCAACCUCCCUUCAUAGUCUUACAAAUCAGCAAGGAGGUAUGAAUGCAGGACAGUCACAUAGUAACUUUCAGGUGCAGAAUUCACAGAUGUUAGAAAAGGAGGUUAGGCCAAUACCUGAUGGUUCAGUUCAGCAUGGCAUUGACAUAGGGAAAAGCCAUCCCAUAGAAAGGGUUUCUGCUGUUCCAGUUGAUGAAAUAUCAGUUGCAGUUGCUGCACAAGAAGGAGCUCUCCAUUCUAUGCCCUCAAAAAAUGAGGGAAAGCAACGGGGAUCUGAAAGCAUCUCAUUCUCUGUUGAUGCCAUUGAUCCAGUGCAUGUUCCUAAUUCUUGUGAAGAUGAUCAAUUUUCUACAUCUAGUAGUAUUUUUGGUUUCGACUGUGCAGAUUCUGUUUCUAAUUUGAUAGACUUGAGCUAUGUUGAACCAUCUGCACCUCCACAAAGAGUUUAUUAUUCUGAGAGAAUACCCCGAGAACAAGCAGAGCUGAUGAAUAGGUUAUCGAAAUCUGAUGAUUCACUUGGUUCUCAGUUUCUUAUUCCUCAUUCUCGUCCUGAUAUCGCCGAACAGAAGUCAACUACAGCAUCUGCUGAAAAAUUGAUCCAAAGUAAUCUGCUUCCCCAAACUGAAGAUCCCAGUACAACUGCAGAACCAUUGCUUAUAGACCCUCAACCCAUCAAUGGACUUGCCCAACCCCAGAAGUACAUAGAGCUUGCAGCUCCAGAUGAUGUGAAUGAUAAUGAUUCUGUGAACAGAAAUGCUGUGCUUAAGGCUGAUCAUGAUUGUGCUGCAGGUAACCACAAAAAACCCGUUGAAGAAACAGGUGAAGCUAGAUUUGGAAAUCCAGCUGCACCCCAAACAACCCCUGGUAUGUACCAUAGAGAUCCUGUUUCUGAUCACCCAGGGCAUAAGUUGGGUGAGAUAACAGGUAAGGUUUUUGCUAGUAAUGAAAAUGUUGGAUAUUCUCUCCCAUAUUCUUUGACAGAGAGCUCAACUAAUGAUGUUUCUCAAGAAGUACCCCCUAUUUUUGUUUCAGCAACGAAGCCAGGAGACAUCAGCAUAGAUAUAAAUGACAGAUUCCCUCGUGAUUUUCUUUCCGAAAUAUUCUCCAGAGGGAUACUUACUGAGGAUAGGGCUGGUGUUAAUCCAUUGCACAAAGAUGGAGCUGGCAUGAGUGUGAUCAUGGAAAAUCAUGAGCCUAAGCACUGGUCGUAUUUUCAGAAAUUGGCACAGGAAGAGUUUGUUCAAAAAGAUUUUUCUCUUAUGGACCAGGAUCAUCUUGGUACCCCACCUCUAAUUGCAAAAUUCAAAGAAGGAGAUCAGAAUUCUUAUCAUUUUGCUCGUUUGAAAACAGAGGGAGUUUCAAUGGACCAAAAGUAUUCCCGUCCCAAUUUUGUUGAAGGUACCAAUCAAAAAGUUUUAGCAGGAUUAAGAGCAGCUGACUCCACAAUUCUUUCAGGCUUUGAUCAUUCCCAUGUGAAGGGCAGUGAAAGUAUGCAGUUUGGUGUUGUGAUGGAUAACCUAAAAACUCCUGAGCCACGCGCUGAGGGUGGGAACUUAGAUAACAGGAACAGUGGCCUACCUCCUGUUGGUCUAUCUGUGGUAGAUUUUGACAUUGAUACCUUGCAGAUUAUAAAAAAUGAAGAUCUUGAAGAGCUGAGAGAACUAGGUUCUGGUACUUUCGGAACUGUAUAUCAUGGCAAAUGGAGAGGUUCAGAUGUUGCCAUUAAGAGGCUAAAGAAGAUUUGCUUCACUGGUCGAUCAUCUGAGCAAGAGAGAUUGACCAUAGAGUUUUGGCACGAAGCUGAAAUCCUUUCAAAGCUUCACCAUCCCAAUGUGGUAGCAUUUUAUGGUGUGGUGCAAGAUGGACCUGGGGGAACAUUAGCUACUGUGACAGAGUACAUGGUUGAUGGUUCUCUUAGGCAUGUCUUACUCAAGAAGGAUAGGUAUCUAGAUCGUCGAAAGAGGCUUCUGAUAGCUAUGGAUGCUGCAUUUGGUAUGGAAUAUUUGCACUCAAAGAAUAUCGUGCAUUUUGAUUUGAAAUGUGACAACUUGCUUGUGAACUUGAAAGAUCCCCAAAGACCAAUCUGCAAGGUUGGUGAUUUUGGCCUAUCAAAAAUUAAGCGGAACACUUUGGUUUCUGGAGGUGUACGGGGAACUCUUCCAUGGAUGGCACCAGAACUGCUAAAUGGUGGCAGCAACAAAGUCUCAGAAAAGGUUGACGUUUUCUCCUUUGGAAUUGUGUUAUGGGAGAUUCUCACUGGUGAGGAGCCAUAUGCCAACAUGCACUAUGGUGCAAUCAUAGGUGGAAUUGUAAACAACACCCUGAGACCAGCCAUUCCAAAUUUCUGCGAUCCUGAAUGGAAAAGGUUAAUGGAGCAAUGUUGGGCCCCUAAUCCUGCGGCCAGGCCAGCCUUCACGGAAAUUGCUGGUCGUUUGCGUAUAAUGUCAACAGCAGCUAGCCAAAACAAAGGACAGGGUCACAAGGCAUCAAAGUAAAAGUUUAAGAGCUCCUUUUCCCCUUUCUCCAUGAUAACGAAUUGCUGCAUGAUAAGUGGCUUGAUUUAAUUGCGCACUCCAAAUAUGGAACUGUAUAAUAUUAUCAGUAAACUGUCUCAGAUUCAAACUAGUUGAGGUUGGUUGCGUAUUAUAGCUGAACAGCUAUUUAUUGUGAUAAUAUGUCAUUUUAGUAUACUUGUAUCAUAUUAUAUUAGCUGGAGGGGAAAAUCAGCUUCCGCGAGCAUUUUUAAAAUGGAAGUUGUUCUCGCUGAUUUAUAUGUAAAUUAUUUUUCGUGUAGAAUGUCGACUUAUCACUGGCUAUGACAGUUUAAAAUAGCCUUUGGUGGUUGCUGGUAUUGAGAUACAUUUUCCAACUUAGCAUGUCGGCAUGACUGGCAGAUUUUAUUUGAAUUUCGACUGUAAGACCUUAUGAAGUUCAUGGUUAUAAAGUACAUAAGGAAAGUCUAAUAGACGAGUAGAUUAUUAA